Messenger RNA from Rhizophagus irregularis DAOM 181602=DAOM 197198, 1413 nucleotides. RefSeq lists its product as uncharacterized. The record is from RefSeq and is a predicted model, not a curated record. Lineage: Eukaryota; Fungi; Glomeromycota; Glomeromycetes; Glomerales; Glomeraceae.
AUGUCUCAAAAUUUACGUAAAAAGGCUGCAACUCGUGCUUCCCGACGUGCUAGCAAUAAUGCAGGGCCUACUCUGGCAUCUAUUCUUGCUCUUGGAACUCCUUUGAGUAGUCGUCAUAAUACCGAUGAAGAAGACGUUUGGAGUGAGACAUCCGCUGAUACUUUUGAUUCUUCCGCAUCAACUGGAAGUAGAGCUGAAGACAUAAUUUUAGAAGAAGGUGAUAGGUGGGAGGAUGAAGUAUUACAAAGCAUCGAUAACUUGGAAGAGAAGCGUACAAGUAUUCGAGAAGAUGCGUUGGCCAAAUUGAUCCGUCUCCUUUCUCGUAAAUACACUGCCAAUAUUCUUUAUUCACGAAGAGAUACACUGCUCGACAUGUUGAAUCGAUCCGUUAAAAAAGAUAAAAGUUACAAAGAAAAUAAAUUGGCUGUUAAAGUGAUGUCGCUAUUAUUUGUUACUUUAGGUGAAGGUCAAGAGUCAAUGUAUCAUGAUGUCUUGUCCCUUUUAAAAUAUACUAUCACUAACAGUGUUUCUAUGGAAGUAAAGAAAUCAUGCAUAAAAACAUUAGCUUUGGCUUGUUUUAUUUCUGGUUCACAAGCUGAAGCUCUUGAACUUAUGAACUUUUUUGUCGAAAUUAUAAUUACCAAUGGUAAAAGCGUUAAUGCCAUUAAUGACGGAGCUACUUUAACAGGCGCAUUGAAUGCAUACGGCUUAUUAUAUGCCGGAUUAUGGGGAGAUUCUAAGAAAGUAGCCGGAAUGGCUAGAGAGGAAUUUGAACGAGUAAUGCCAGCACAUAUUAAACAACUUGAAUCAUCUACUAUGGAGGUGAGAGUUGCUAGCGGCGAAAAUAUUGCAUUGAUGUUUGAAACUUUAGGAAUAAGUAAAGGAAUAGAUUCGGCUGAAGGAUGGGGCCAAGAACUCGAUGAUGAGUCUGACGAAGGCUAUUUCGAUUAUAAUGAGAUGGGUCGAUUAACUCAGUUAUUAAGUACAUUAGCUACAGAUAGCAACCGUCGUCGCGGCAAAGCUGAACGUAAAGUUCAGAGAUCUGCUUUCCGUGAUAUUUUGAAGACUGUUGAGGAGGGUGAUCAAGUCCAAGAAAAGCUCAGAUUCAAGAAACAAACAAUUUACUUUUCUACGUGGGCCAAAAUCAUUGAGCUUAAUGCGUUUCGUGAUGCUCUCGCAGAAGGGUUGCAUGUACAUUUUCUUGAAAACGAGCUUUUACAAGAUCUGUUUAAUUUUGUUCCUCCACGUCCUGUAGCGGUAAAUCAAGGAUCAAGACCAAAUUCAGCAAUGAGUUUUCAUACUGCUGGAUCUGAUACUGAUUCUUCAAUUGCAAGCAAGAAAGCAAAAGAUAAAAAGAUAAAGAAUAGAAAAAAGCAUAGCAAAAGGAGAGGUGAUUUUCUGGAAGUUGGUUAA